Molecule: messenger RNA, 2097 nt
Organism: Blastocystis hominis
Lineage: Eukaryota; Bigyra; Opalinata; Blastocystidae
Exons: 2
Coding region: 1-2097 (698 amino acids)
Biological process (GO): tRNA methylation
Molecular function (GO): RNA binding; tRNA (guanine) methyltransferase activity
Source: RefSeq, a predicted model, not a curated record
AUGGAAGGAUUGGCUGAUUCCCUGAUUUCCGCCAUUUCUACCGUAUUCAGAAAUCUCCGCGGGGAUCCAGCUAUUCGAGUCGUGCUUGCUUCCCUGCUCACUCAUGAUUUCUUCUUUGUGGAAUCGCCUCCCCGCGGUUAUCACACCCUUGUACAAACCAUUUUCAAGAAUAUGGGAAACGGAGGUACCUCAUUGGGUUCCACGUUUGUUCCCCUGUUUUUGGAGAAAAUGGGGAAACACAUGCGCCACCUCGGUGAGUUUGUGGAAGAAUUCGAAUUGCUUCUCUUGAUGAAAGAACCGCGGGAAGAGCUGGCAAUCACAAAAACGCCUCCAAAUUUGCAGCCCCGCGCUCUUUCCCUCCAAUUUAUCGAAUCCCUGAUUACCGCGGGAACAGCUUCCUCUUUACUCAAUCGCCUAAUCCCGCGGUUAUUGGAAUAUGCAGAAAAACUGUCGAAUUCUGGCAGUCACGUGCAAAAUAGCGAGGAAAACGGGAGUCGCGUUCGUUGUUGGCAGGCUCUUUGUGUCUGUUCCCGCGGUUUAACCAAGGAGCUCGCUGCCUUGUGUUUCCCGCGGUUCUUGCGCUGCAUUCAGCAGCUGAAUUUGCGCGAUGUGCGUCAUUACGAGGAACUUUUUGGCAUGCAAUUGCUAAAAUCGGAGCGAUUUUCGGAAUCUUCGUACGACGCGCUUUUGUCGCUUCUUCGAAUUCCAUCGCAGUCGGGUCAAACGGUUCCCUCGCUUCUCCAAAUCGCCGUGUUUCCACUUUUCUCCGUUUCCACGGAUUCUCCAAGUAUCGGGGCUUUUUUGGAUGCAGCAUUCCCGUGGUCAAUGGCUCCCGAGGGAUUGACGCGCACCGUCUCUCAGGUUCUCUGUUUCCACGUUUUGGAGCGUUUCAAAAUGCCGCAGUAUGAUUGGCUGAAGCGGAUGUUGGCGGGAAAUCCUCGGAUUGCCGCCAUGCGAAGAAAGCAAGCCGCGCUCUGCGAAGAACGAAACGUCGAUCGCGAGUGUUCCACGGUUUCCCUGUUUUCCCUUCCUCUGAACAACCUGAACGACUUCAUUCCCGCGGUUCUGAUGGAUCAAGUGCGGGAAGAAAUGGAGAACUUGCUGGCGUCGUGGUACCGCGAAGAUUUCCCGCCAACCACCGCGGAAUCCCGCGAAACCACGCCGAAAUCCGGCACUUAUCCGGAGCUCCAGAAUUCGGAGCAAUUUUCGACCUUCCAGAAUUCGGAGCAAUUUUCGAACUUCCAGAAGAAGAUUCUGCCGUGGGAGGCGAGUUCGAAAUCGGAGGUGGAGCAUCGAAAGAAGCAGAAAAUCGUGGUGAUCGCGUCGCUGGUGGACAAACUGCCCAAUCUGGGCGGACUGACGCGAACCGGGGAGAUUUUCGCGGUGGAGAAGAUCGUCGUGAAUUCGCUGCGAUGCAAAAAGGAGCAGGUCUUCAAAUCGACGAGCGUAACCGCGGAAGAAUGGGUAGAAAUGGAGGAGUGUCCGGAGAGUGAGCUGCCUGCGUAUUUGAGAAGGCUGAAGGAAGAGGGCUACGCGUUGGUGGGAUUGGAGCAAACGGUGACGAGCAAAACCCUCGGAAAAGUGGAAUUCCCGGAAAAGAUGGCGUUGGUGCUGGGAAAGGAGAAGGAGGGAAUUCCGGCGAAAAUCAUCCAGAUGUUGGAUUUAUGCAUAGAAAUUCCGCAGUUUGGCAUUAUUAGGUCGCUGAAUGUGCAUGUGAGCGGAUCCAUAUUGAUUUGGGAAUAUAUAUCCUUGAAUAGUUUUUGCAUUGCAUUGCAUUGCUUCGUUUUUCUUAAUUUUGCAAACAAGACAGCACUUGGUCAACGAGAAAUCGAGCUAUGUUGUUUGUUGGAAACUUUUGGAAUUCCAGUUUUUGGUCCUUUCACUCUUGUUUUGAGAUUCAUCCAAAUUUAUUCGCUUACCAAUGUCAAAGCUUAUUCAAGCAGCGUAUUCAUACAUCGAUGCAGGAAAAUUCAAGAAAGCGUACAAAACGCUCUGCUCCCCAGAAUUAAAACGAUACACGAUUGCUCAAGUACGCCUAGGCUGUACUGCCUCUCACUUCUAGUCCUUGAAGGGUACGUGUUGUAUUUAUCUGGGUAA